Messenger RNA from Portunus trituberculatus (swimming crab), 3425 nucleotides. Its product is annotated as ATP-binding cassette sub-family F member 2-like. The coding region runs from base 142 to 2055 and encodes 637 amino acids. NCBI's taxonomy places the organism in Eukaryota, Metazoa, Arthropoda, Malacostraca, Decapoda, Portunidae. Gene Ontology annotation, molecular function: ATP hydrolysis activity; ATP binding. The transcript has 11 exons. The record is from RefSeq and is a predicted model, not a curated record.
UUUAGUAUAUAUUUCUUUUUAUUGGAGUUCCAUAGGAGGGCCAUCUGGCGGCGGAAGGUGGAAGUGGUGGUCCCGGGGUGAUUAUUGCACGUGUGGACACUAGCUCUGCCUGUUUGUCUUAUUACCAAAUUUCAGAUCAAGAUGCCUUCUGACGCCAAAAAGAAGAGAGAACAGAAGAAGAAAGAGGCAGCCAAGGCUAAGCAGAGCGGCAAGAAAGUAGAAAAUAAAGAAGAGAAAGAGCAACCAAAAGACAAGGGAACUGCCAACAACACCAAGAACAACUCCCGUGAAACCACCCCACUGCAAAAUGGCACUGCCAACGGUGUCGAGAAGCUCAGUGCGGAAGAACUCCUUUGCCGCAAGCUUGAGGAGGACAUGCGCAUUGCCAGUGAGGCACGCUCCUGCACUGGUGUCUUGGGCAUUCACCCACGUGCUCGGGACAUUAAGAUUGACAACUUCUCCAUCACUUUCCAUGGAUCAGAGAUGCUGCAAGACACCAAGCUGGAGUUGAACUGCGGGAGACGGUACGGCUUAAUUGGUUCUAAUGGAUGUGGAAAAUCUACACUCUUAGCAACCUUAGCCAACAGGGAAGUUCCCAUCCAAAAGCACAUAGAUAUUUUCCACCUAGUGCGGGAGAUGCCAGCCUCAGACAAGACAGCUCUUCAGUGUGUCAUGGAGGUGGAUGAAGAGAGGAUUCGCCUCGAGGCUCUGGCUGAAGAGUUGGCUUCCAGCGAAGAUGAUGAAACACAAGAGCAGCUGAUGGACAUAUAUGACCGGCUGGAAGACCUUGGAGCUGAUCAGGCUGAGGCCAAGGCUGCCUUCAUCCUGCAUGGUCUUGGCUUCACCCACAUUAUGAUGGAGAAGAAGUGCAAGGAUUUCUCUGGUGGUUGGAGAAUGAGAAUUGCCCUGGCCCGUGCUCUGUAUGUCAAGCCUCACCUGUUGCUGCUGGAUGAACCCACCAACCACCUGGAUCUGGACGCCUGUGUGUGGCUGGAAGGGGAGCUGGCCAAGUACAAGCGCAUCCUGGUCAUUAUCUCCCACUCCCAGGACUUCCUCAAUGGUGUGUGCUCCAAUGUGAUCCACAUGGACAAGAAGAAACUGAAGUACUAUGGUGGUAAUUACGAUGCCUUUGUGAGGACUCGCCUUGAGUUGCUGGAGAACCAGAUGAAGCAGUAUCAAUGGGAGCAGGACCAGAUUGCUCACAUGAAGAACUACAUAGCUCGGUUUGGUCACGGCUCAGCCAAGCUUGCCCGACAAGCCCAGUCCAAAGAGAAGACCCUUGCAAAGAUGGUUGCUGGAGGACUCACAGAGAAGGUCUCUAGAGACAGGUGUCUCACCUUCUUCUUCCCAGAUUGUGGAACGAUUCCUCCACCAGUCAUCAUGGUGCAGAAUGUCAGUUUCCGCUACAGCGACAACACACCUUUCAUCUACAAUGAUCUGGAGUUUGGCAUUGAUCUGGACACCAGGCUGGCUCUGGUGGGCCCUAAUGGCGCUGGGAAAUCAACACUACUCAAGUUACUCUAUGGGGAACUGAACCCUACCACUGGCAUGAUCCGCAAGAACACCCACCUCAGGAUUGCUCGCUACCACCAGCACCUGCACGAGCUUCUGGAUUUGGAUGUCUCGCCCUUAGAUUACAUGAUGAAGCAGUUCCCAGAGCUUAAGGAGCGAGAUGAGGUGCGGAAGAUCAUAGGUAGGUACGGCUUGACGGGCAAGCAACAGGUGUCCCCCAUUCGCCAGCUGAGUGAUGGACAGAGGUGUCGUGUGGUGUUUGCCUGGCUGGCCCAUCAAGCGCCUCACCUCCUGCUGCUGGACGAACCUACCAAUCAUCUUGACAUGGACACUAUUGAUGCCCUGGCUGAGGCUGUGAACGACUUCCAGGGAGGCCUUGUGCUUGUUUCCCACGAUUUCAGGCUAAUUUCUCAGGUUGCUGAGGAGAUUUGGAUCUGCGAGAACCAAACAGUCACCAAGUGGGAGGGAGAUAUCCUUUCCUACAAGGAAAUGCUCAAGAAGAAGGUAAUGAAGGAUAAUGAGAAACGAAAGAAAAUGUUUUAGGUGAAUAUUUUUCCAAAUGCCAGAAAUAGAUUGAUUUUUUAGCAUUUUCAUGCUAAAGUUUUUGAAAUAAUAAAAAUAUUUUAUCAUCAUAUGCACGGAAAAUGUGUAUUGUUAUAAUUCCAGUAUGUUAAUUUUUUAUCCUUGAGUUAACAUUUAACAUUCGUUUUAUCAGUCUGUGAUUUAUGAAUAUCAGUCCUCUAGACACUCCAUUACUCCUUUUAACAGACUGCAGAUAUAUGCCAACAAUAUUUCUUCUUCUUUUCCCUUUAUUAGUUUCUGUAUGAAUAUUUCCAUCCAUAUCCUGAUGAAACAUGUGUAGGCCUGCUUUUAUGUGUUUGUUCUCUUAGAGCCUUGUGACAUGAUGCAACAUAAACCUAUGUUUUCAUAUCAGGGAAUAUAUAUUUAUAUAAUGUUGGUUUUGUACUACUUGCACUUGUACCUCCAUACUCAGCAUCCUUCAGUAUGUCAAAUUUUACCAAAACUUUACAACCACAAUGAUUUCACCUCAUGGAUAGUUCAUAGAAGGCUAACAGUCACUUGUGGUGUAUUGUUUGAUUCUUGAAUCUUGCAUCUGGCUCAAAUUUGCUCCAGGUAUGAUAAAUUGUUGAAGUUUGGCAACAGCCCAAUGCUGUGGCUAAAGUUUGAUAUGUAGUCUACAAGGUUUCUGUUAUGUGGCUCAUGUGUGCUUUAAAAGCUAAAAAAAUUAACAAAGUUUAGCACAAAUUAUUUUUCUUCAGUCUUCAUUUUGAGAUGCUUUUUGUAGAAGAGACAAUGUGCUCUCUUCUUGGCAUCAUGGCUUGUAAUGUGGUCUUUAUUCUCUUUAGCUCUGGAUUACUUUGAACAUUGAAAUUUAGCUCUCGGUCUCUUUUUGGUGCAAAUAUAUAUAUACAUAUACAGUUUGCAUGCUUGAUACCAAAGUGACAUACUAAAAGUAUGAAUAUUGAAAUAUACAUAGAAUAUUUAAAUGUUUGAUAUAAAACUAACUUGGAUAUACAUUACAUGGUCCAUGGUCCAUUAUUGUUUCAACAUUCAAAAGAUUGUUGUCUGGAAUGGAUCACAUCCCCCAGACAUCUUUACUGUUUUUCUGUUUCUAUUAUCCUGAGGCCUUGCAGAAUGAAGUUGAGAUGAAAAAUGUGUCAAGGCUGCCUGCUUACACUCGUUUCUGAUGACAAUAUAAAUUCCUAACAGCAUAUUAUGUACAUUAUGGAUUGCACACUAUGUAGUGCUGUUGUUCUGUAAAGUAUUUGGCUUUAACACAGUGUUACUGUGAGAAUCUAUUAACAUCCAUAGGAUGUGCAUCUGUGCUCUUCAUAUAAUAUGGAUACUGAUAAUGUUAAAAAGAAAAAAAUACAAUAAAAUCUUAAGUAGAA